Dipodomys ordii (Ord's kangaroo rat) is the source of this 5154-nucleotide messenger RNA. It is a transcript of the gene Crocc2, whose product is annotated as ciliary rootlet coiled-coil, rootletin family member 2. The record is from RefSeq and is a predicted model, not a curated record. Lineage: Eukaryota; Metazoa; Chordata; Mammalia; Rodentia; Heteromyidae.
AUGCUGGCCCUCACAGGAGAAAUGCCUGUGCUCCGGGACGGGACUUUGAGGCCCUCACCCGAUCUGGCCAGGAAUGCCCUGGAAGGUGUGGGCCGGGCUGGGGUGGCCAUCUUCCAAGCAGAGGCAGGGAUGGGCUCUGGGCUGCGGGUGCCCCACCCUGGAGAUUCGGGGCCUUGGUCCAGGGGCUGCAUUCUCCUCCAGCUGCAGGCCCGGCUGCAGACCACUGAGGCCCAGCUGCGCAGAUCUGAGCUGGAGCACAGCGUGGACCUGGAGGAGGCCCUCGACCGCCUGGAGGCCUCGGAGCAGAGGAGCAGGGGCCUCUCCCAGGUGAACGCCCUCCUGCGAGGACAGCUGGAGCACUUGCGGAAGGCGAACGAGGCGCUGACGCGGGAGCUGGCCACGGUGACGGCCACGGCCACGACUCUGCAGAUGGGCCGGCAGGAGCCCAGGGGCAUCCUCCUGCUCUGGAGACAGGCCACAGCAAUCCGCACACACCUGGCCGAGCUGCGGGCAGCCACUGAGAGGGGUCUCUCAGACAUGCGGGCAGAUACCGCCAGGACUGCCCGGCGCCUGCACACAGCCUGCCUGAACCUUGACUCCAACCUGCGGCUGGCAGCCAGCAGUGCAGCCUCUGACCUGGAGCAACAGCUGCAGGAACAGGUCUGCGACACACUGCAGCUGCAGGGCCGCUGGGAGGCCGAGAAGGCGGCACUACGGGCCAGACUCUCUGAGCAGACGUUGCUGGUGGAGGAGCUCACAGAGCAGAGCAAGCAGAAGGAGAGGACCACCGCCUCUCUCAAGAUGGAUAUCCACAAGCUGGUUUGUGGCCGGGAGGAAGGAGGUGCAGCGGGUGGUGUGGCCCAGGCAGACCUCAAGUAUUCUGAGCCAACAUGGAGCAGAAGCACUGAGGGCGAGAAGGUGUGGGGACAGUGGAGGAGCCCCCCACGAGCCACAGCCCCCCACCGAGCAGCAUCCCCACCCCAGGCCCACUCUCCAGCUGGCCUGGACCCCACCCUGCAGGCCGUGCGGACAGCCAUUGAGAGGAGGCAGCAGCGAGAACAGGAGCUGUGCCAUCAGUUGGAGGCCUCCAAGAUGGCAGCAGCCAGCCUCCAGGAGCAGCUAUCUGAGUCCCAGAGGGAGCUCUGGGCCUCCCAGAAGCUGCUUCAGGACAGAACACAGGAGCGGGAGGACCUCCUAGGCCAGCUGGAGACCCAGCGGCAGGAGGCCCGGCACUGCCAGGCAUCCGCCGAACUCCUGAGAAGGGAGAAGGUGGCCCUAGAGCUGGUGGCAGAGGAGCUGAGAGCGAAGGCAGACAUCUGUGUGGCAGAGAAGCAGAGCCUGGAAGCAGCAAAUGCAGAGCUGCGCUGCAGCCUGCAGCUGCGGGAAGAACAGAGAGCGGGGCUGGCGCGGCAGGGCCCGAGCAGCCAGCGCGCCCUGGACGCCAGUCAGGGACGCCUGGAGCAGCUGGAGGAGAAGGCCUCUGGGCUGAGGAAGCAGCUGGCAAAGGCCAAGGAGGCUCUGAGCACAGCACAUCUGCAGAGGGACCUGCUGGAGAGGGAGAGAGAGAGCCUGCGUGGAGCCCUUGCCCGGGCCGAGUCCAGCAACGCUGACCUGGAGCGGCUGGUGACGCGUCUGAAGUUGGAGGGACAGGAGCAGCGGGACUCUCUGGCCAGCAUGGCCGCCCUGAUGGAGGGUCUGGCCCAGGACAAAGGCACCCUGACCCACCGAGUUCUCCAGCUGGAGCAGGAGCGGGACCAGCUCCGCCGGCAGCAGAGGGCGGCUGAGCAGGAGCUCGUGGGCAUCAGGGAGCAGCUGGUACGGAGGGAGCAGCAGCUGGAGCGAGCGGAGGCCGAGCGGAGCGGACUCCGGGAAGCCUGUGAGCACCUGGAGCAGCGGCAGGAGCAGCUGGAGGAGCAGGUGGCCCUGCUCAGGCUGGAGCGGGCCCGGGGGCAGCAGCAGGCGGACCAGGUCACACGGGAGAAACAAGCCCUGGAGGAGCAGUUGGCACAGAGGCUGCAGGAGCAGGAGGCCCAGAUGGAGGCUCUCCAGCAAGCUCUUGGAGAGAAGGACGCUCUGUCUGAGGAGAAGGCCCAGCUACUGAGCAGGCAGAAUGUCCUGGAGAGGCAGGGCCAGCUGGCGACGGAGGAGGCCGCAGAUCUCAGGGUCCAGAGGGACUGUCUGGAGAGCAGCCUCUCUGAGGCCCGCGGGCUGGCGAAGCAGCUGCGGGCCCAACAGGAGCAGCUGGAGAGAGAGGCACAGAAUGCCCAGCUGGGCUGGCAGGCCUUGCAAGUGGAGACAGAGCGGCUGAAGAAGGACUGGGAGGCCCGGGAGAUGGCGCUGCGGCAGCAGCUGGCACAGGAGGAGCAGGACACACAGCAGGCCCUGCAGACCCUGGAGUCAGCCCACCGAGACGACCUGGCCCGGCUCCAGCGGGAGAAGGAGACCCUCAGUCUAUGCCUGUCAGAAGAGAAGGAGGAGGCCGCACACCAACUGAAGCAGAAGACAGAGCUGAUGGCAAAAAGCGCAGCUGAGAAGGAGGCUCUGGAGGAGGAAAUUCAGAGCCUGAAACAGGAGCGGGACGAGAGCCUCCUCCAACUGGAGCACGAGAUGCAGCAGAAAGCAGAGGCCUUAGAGAAGGCACAGGAGAUGGUGGGGCACGAAAGGAGUCGGGACAGCCUGCCGUCUGUGCGGCACAGGCUGCGUGUGAGCAGGCAGCCAGGAGCGCAGGGCGUCACGGGUUUCACACACCCAGCUCAGGCACGCCGCCCUGCCCAGGAGCAGCGUUCCACCCUGGAGCUGGAGCAAAGCUCAGCCUCCCUCCGCCGGGCCGAGUAUCGGCUCAUGUCACCCACAAGGCAGGCGUCACAGUGUAGGAAGGACGCGCCGUGGUCGCCCAGCCCUGGGGAAGGAGGGAUCACCCCUCCCCUGGGACCUGCUCUCAUGCCCCAACCCGUGCAGGCGCUGUCCAUGAAGGAGGCGGAGAGGACGGAGCUGAGCGGCGAGCUCUCCAGAGCCGUGCGGACCCUGGAGAGGGUGCGGCAGGAGGCCCGGAGCCGGCAGGCACAAGCUGAGGCCACGGUGGGCGCCAUGGCGGAGGAGCUGAGCGCCCUGCAGGCCCAGUUGGAGGCGGCCAGCUCCACCCACCAGAGAGAGGCUGCCGCCCUGAGCCAGAGGCUCAGGGAGAUGGAGGCCGGGAGGAGCCAGGCACGCAGAGAGGUGGAAGGGCUGCGGGCCCAGCUGGACGUGGCCCAGGAAGGGCUGUCAGAGCUGCGCCGGGAGCUGCGGGGCAGUGAGCAGAGGCGGGAGAGGCUGCACAGGGAGGCCCGGGACGCCCGCCGGGCCCUGAGCGAGGCGGCCGAGGAGAAGGAUGUGCUGCAGCAGUCCAACUGCCAGCUGCGCGCCGCCGUCCGCAGAGCAGAGCAGGAGCGGGUCAGUUUGGAGCAGUGCACGCAGGAGCAGAAGCAGAGGCUCCUGGUACUAGAGGAGGCCCAGGAGGCAGCUCGCCAGGAGGCCUGCACACUGAGGGGCAGACUGCAGGAGCAGGAGCAGGCGCGGCGAGACGCCGGCCGGCAGCUGCAGGAAUGCCACCGACAGCCAGACGCCCAGCAGGGCUGGCAGGCAGGGCCGGAGCUGCAGAGGCAGGUGGAGGCCCAGGCAGCCUGUGCCGGGGCCCAGAAGGAGGUCCACGCUCUGCAGAGAAAGCUGGCCGAGGCCGAAGCCACCGGGGAGGCCUGGGCACAGCAGCUGGAGGGGAGCCUGUGUGAGAGCCGGGGGACCGAGCAGACCCUGCGGGCCAAGCUGCACAGCCUCACGGGCGGGCUGCGGCAGGCCGGUGGGCUGGCCGACAGCCUCGGGGCCCGCCUGGACAGCGCCAACUCCCGGGUCCGCGGUCUGGAGCAGGAGCUGGCUCGGGCUGAGCGUGCCAGGCAGGACGCAGAGGCGCAGCUGGUCCGGCUGUGCGUCACGCUCCGCCACAGCCUGGGACUCCAGGCCCGGAGCCGGGCGGCCUCUCCGGAGCGACCUCGCUCCCCUGCAAGAGGUCAGCCUCCUUCCACCCCGGCUUUGUCCCUAGCCUGAGCACCCCAGGCCCUCGGCUCCCCCACCAGAGCCCCCUCGCCGCUCCGGGGAUCCUCGCCCACCCCCAGAGACCAAGCGCCAGCAGACGUGGACGUGUCCUCGGUGUGGGACGCGCUGCAGGACUGGCUGCGGACGCUCCGUGAUGCCCAGCGGGAGCGGGACCACUUCCGUGACCAGGUGGCCAGCCUGAGUGGUCAGCUGACCAGGGUGGAGAGUGAGCUCCUCCAAGCUCAGAACCGAGAGGAGCAGCUGCAGAGAGCCCUGGCUGAGGCCGAAGAAGGGCAGCACCGGGCGGAGAACGCGCUGAGCAGUGCCCAGGCAGCGCAGGCCCUGCAGAAGGAGGCCCUCCGGAGGCUGGAAGCCGAGCACCUGGCAGGCACAAGGGCUGCGGGUCAGGAGAGGCGGAAGCUGCAGGAGCAGUUGGACACACUGAGGCAGGCCCUGGGAGCAAGCAGGCGGCACAGCCAGGGCCUGGCGGAAGAGGGGAAACGGCUAGAGAAACAGCUGGCCAGCCUGCAGCGCAGAUGCCAGGACGCUGAGGGGUCGCUGGAGCUCCUGCGACAGGCCCUGCGGCGGAAGCAGCGCAGCCAGGAGGUGGUGGCUGGGAGGCAGAGGACAGAAAGGUGUGCCCUGCGCGAGCAAACCACAGCCCUGCACAUGGAGCGGGCCCGGCUGCAGGGGGAGCUGGUGGCACUGCAGGCCCACCUCACUCAGAUGGAGGGGAAGCUGAAGACGGAGGGGGCCAGGGCCAUGCUGGGGGCCCAGAAGCUGGAGCAGCCCCCAGACAGCCUGCACUGGGAGCCGGCAGGAACCCUGUGGCAGAGCCGGCAGCUGCAGGCCCAGAGGGCAGAGCCGGAGCCAUCUGCCCAGCACCAGCAGGACCGGGCUGCGCAAGCCAAGAGGAAGCAGGGGGCAGAGCAGGCCGCACAGACCCUGGAGACCCAGGAGCAGGCCCACCAGCAGCCGGUGAAGGUGCUGGAGGAGCAGGUCACCAGCCUGAAGGAGCAGCUGGGCCAGGAGGUGACCCGGCAACAGACCUGUCUAGGCCUGGCCUUCGGGGCUGGGGCCGCACAGUGA